Molecule: messenger RNA, 2784 nt
Organism: Mus caroli (Ryukyu mouse)
Lineage: Eukaryota; Metazoa; Chordata; Mammalia; Rodentia; Muridae
Gene: Msantd1
Product: Myb/SANT DNA binding domain containing 1
Biological process (GO): positive regulation of DNA-templated transcription
Cellular component (GO): nuclear body
Source: RefSeq, a predicted model, not a curated record
AGGGGGUCCUUCCCGGAGGAAGGAGGUAGUUUCUAGGCACUGAGCUCUGAGAACCAGACCCAGGUUCCAUGCUUAGCACUAGGGGGCAGCAACGAACCAGCAGGCCAGUAGUAUGCCUGGCAUGCUCAGUUAUCUAUCUGACUUUGGCAGGAAGAGGAGUUUUUGCAGACCUUCUGGGUACUCUUUUAGGAGAAAUGGAACAAUCGUGGGUAUCUGUCUGCUAGCUCAGCAGUAGGAAGUCCCAAAGUGACUCCCAAGGUUCAGAGAGGAAGCCUGACAUUGACCUGAACCUAUGAAGUGACAGCAAGACCUCCAGGGGCUACCCUCUGCCUUCUUUUCAUUUCUAAUUUUGGAUUGGAACUCAGGUCACUGCCCCUACCCAGUAAGUUACUGACUAUGCUCCUUACAGUGGACACAGGAAGCCCAGAGACAUUGCUUUCUCCAGGCUAAGUUCUUCCUAUCUUUGAUCAGGCAGGGGGAAAGCCAACAAUGACCACUGUUGUUCUGCUGACCAGAGAGUUUUAGCUAGUUGUUUGGGGACCAGGCAUGACUACCAAUAGAGUGUACUGGGCCCAGAGAGUCUAGGAUCAGACUAGACUGUGUGUCCACAACAGCCAGCCUAGCAUGAGGGUCUUAGGUCCAUGUAGUCUCAUUUGUGACUUGCCUUCCAGAUGUUAGCUGUUGAUGCCCUGUGGUAACUUUCCCCUCUGCAGAUUCCACAUUCUACAUUCCUGCUCUGCUGCCGCCUCAGCCUGAGGUCCCUGCCUAGCCCUGUGGGCAUAUUAACCCCUCCUCUUGAUGUUUUGCCUGUCCCCACCCCAACACUGCUGUGUCUCUUGAGGACUAGCCCUGCUCAGGACAUCAAAGUUGCCCUCUGACUGCAGCCACUUUUCCCCUGAGGGGCCUCCUCAGCUCAGCUCAGUUUGCCCCUUCCAUCAGGGCUGUGCUUAUGCUUCUUCCCAUGAUGAAGGUCAACAUCUGUGUCCUUCAGGCUGGCAUGGCUAGGCAAGGUCUAGCUCUGACUUGCCUGGCUUCCCAGCACCCACACAACCUGACACCCAGGGGGUUGCAUUAGUAGAACAAGAGUCAAUGGGGAGGAGGCAGGGCCCUAUGAGGACCGGCUUCAGUAAAGCUUGGCAGGCCUCUGAGAAGAGGGUGACCUCUCAGCAAGGACCUCACCACACGAACAGCCAUCAAGGCAGUAUCAGGGCCUCCACCUCCUUUGUAACCCUGCACCUUAUGUCUCAGCAUACUACUGCCCAUCUUGGGCCUCCCUGGACUCUAACCUAUAUAAAUCAGGUGGGGCUGAGGUAGGGACUACUGCCUAGAUGCCCAUGUAGGAGCCUGUCAGGCACAGCGAAAGCAAGUCUCUUGUGGGGCGUAGAGGGCCAGCAGGGUGGGAGGAGGGCUGGAAGCCACAGUGGGCUUGGGUACAGCCUCUCACUGCAAUAUUGAUGGCCCGUCAGUGCGGCCCUGAUUCCUGUGCUUUCAGUUAAAAGGUUUCUGUUGUUGUAGCUUAUGCAGUUGCUCUGUUGCUAUGGAAACAUGACAUCAAAAUGACGUUUCCCGUUUAAAAGCUUUUAACUAAAUUCCUGCCUGUCAGAUGUAGGCCCCAUUUUGAGCGUGGAGCUGCCUCGAGCAAGCGAGUGAACAAGCGCACUGCCUCUCGCCCAUGGUGCGCUGGCCAGGCCUGAGGCCCUGCCUGAGUGCCAUCCUUAACCCUGCAGGUGCCUCCAACAUGGCAGCAGCCGAAGUGCCUGGCUACCUUGUGUCUCCUCAGACGGAGAAGCAUCGGAGGGCCCGCAACUGGACAGAUGCAGAGAUGCGCGGCCUCAUGCUGGUCUGGGAGGAGUUCUUCGAUGAGCUCAAGCAGACCAAGCGCAAUGCCAAGGUGUACGAGAAGAUGGCCAGCAAGCUCUUUGAGAUGACUGGGGAGCGCCGGCUAGGCGAGGAGAUCAAGAUCAAAAUCACCAACAUGACCUUCCAGUACAGGAAAUUAAAAUGCAUGACAGAUAGCGAGUCCAUCCCGCCGGACUGGCCCUAUUACCUAGCCAUUGAUAGGAUUCUGGCCAAGGUCCCUGAGUCCUGUGAGGGCAAACUGCCGGAUGGCCAGCAGCCGGGGCCCUCUACGUCCCAGACCGAGGCGUCCCUGUCGCCGUCUGCUAAGUCCACCCCUCUGUACUUACCGUAUACCCAGUGCUCCUAUGAAGGCCGCUUCGAGGACGAUCGCUCCGACAGCUCCUCCAGCUUACUGUCCCUUAAGUUCAGGUCAGAGGAACGCCCCGUGAAGAAACGCAAGAUGCGGAGCUGUCACCUACAGAAAAAGAAGCUGCGACUGCUGGAGGCCAUGCUGGAAGAGCAGCGCCGGCUGAGCCGUGCCAUGGAGGAGACAUGCCGAGAGGUGCGCCGUGUGCUGGACCAGCAGAACAUCCUGCAGGUCCAGAGCCUGCAGCUUCAGGAGCGAAUGAUGAGCCUACUGGAGAAGAUCAUUGCCAAGUCCAACGUCUAGGCCAUGGAGAGAAUGCCAGGUGCCACACAGUCCUAUCCUGAGGCCCACCCAGGCUCAGAGUUCUGCUCAUUCAGGCCGGGUUCCAACCUGGCCUCUGUGCUUCUCUGAAGGGCUUUCUAGGACUCCAGUGGCAUUGGGAGACUUUGGGACCCCCAUCUCCAGCAUUAAUCCAGGGACUCCAGGAUGACAGGUAGUGAGGAGGUCCCAGAAGCCACUCUCCAGUAUAGUCUCUAUCUGAUACUUGAAACAGCUUUUGAUAUUAAACAUAACUUUCC